Messenger RNA from Colias croceus (clouded yellow), 1256 nucleotides. RefSeq lists its product as uncharacterized. Bases 436 to 945 code for a protein of 169 amino acids. The record is from RefSeq and is a predicted model, not a curated record. Lineage: Eukaryota; Metazoa; Arthropoda; Insecta; Lepidoptera; Pieridae. The transcript is spliced from 2 exons.
AAUAGGAUAAAAUAUUAAGAUGUAUUUCAUGAUUACUAGUUUUAUUUUUAGUCUGUGUUUUUCUAUUAUUUAAUCUGUGGACAUGUUAUCUGUAGACUGUAAAACGAUCUAUGUUGUCUAUGACUGGACUGUGUGUUUUUUGGGUACGAUGUAAUGGAGGAUUGUUGAAAUGUAUUUUUGAUAUGUAACCGGUGUCUGGGAAAUAAAUCGAUUGGGCGAAUUUGGCUUUUCAUUUACACCAUCCCCACAUAAUUUGGGGGCUCGUCCGGGAUACGGGAUGGUGGAAUAAAGAAAAAACAGACGAAGACUAUGAUGCCGGUGAUUUAACCUGAUUAAGAAUUUACGAAUUACGAACGAAGACUAAGAUUUAAAGAAGCUUAUGAUUAUACGAUUACGACUUGAAGACUAUAAAACUUUUUAUUUACAUUAUUCAACAUGCCGCCGAAACGAGUAAAAGAUGAUGAUGAUUGUGGUGAACCAUCGCCGCGUAUUUCCUUCAAUGACUUAGAGAAAUCAAUGACGCCAUUUUCGGGUGAUGAUGCCUAUGGCAUCGAAACAUUCGUAAAAGAUUUUGAAGAUAUUUCCUCUUUAAUGCAAUGGGGCGAAAUAGAAAAACUCAUAUUUUCGAAGCGGCUUCUCGCGGGAACCGCCAAGCUAUUUUUACGUUCACUAAGUGGGACCACCACGUGGGAUACACUUAAGUCUGAGCUCCGUGAGGAAUUUGGUAAGAAGUUGAACAGUGCAACUGUUCACAAGAGACUUUCAACUCGCCGGAUGAAGAUGAAUGAGACUCAUCAGCAAUAUUUUUUACAUAUGAAGGAACUUGCAGUACUUGGGAAUGUUGAAGAUGAAGCCCUGAUGGAAUAUGUCAUCGACGGUAUUAAAGACAGAAGAUUCAAGGUGAAAAAUUGUUAUCUUAUAGUUCAGGAACAACAGAAACUUUAACUGGAAUAGCUGAAAAGGAAAUUUAUACAAAAGGAUCUUUCACAGCAAAAAUUGAAAUUGAUGAUUGUUAUUUUGAAACUUUAUUUUAUGUUGUUGAUGAUGGCGCUAUCCCUGUCAACAUUAUAUUAGGAAAUCCUGUACUGAAAGAAGUAGAAAUCAAUUUUAAAUCUGGAACUAUCACUGCAACAAGAAUAUUACACCUUACAAUGCUAGAGAAUGAAAAUGAAGAUAUCACAAAUAUUGAAAACAAAGAAUAUAAGAAUAAAAUACAGAAUAUUAUAAAAGAAUAUAACCCCAAAAGAUGUACUAAA